This is a messenger RNA of Fusarium musae, 411 nucleotides long. RefSeq lists its product as uncharacterized. The coding region runs from base 1 to 411 and encodes 136 amino acids. The record is from RefSeq and is a predicted model, not a curated record. Lineage: Eukaryota; Fungi; Ascomycota; Sordariomycetes; Hypocreales; Nectriaceae. Gene Ontology annotation, molecular function: RNA binding. The transcript has 5 exons.
AUGAGUAGUCGCGGCGGUAAAUUAGCCCCAGAAGUCAAUCGAGCUCUGUUCGUAAAGAACUUGAGUUACAACGUCACUCCGGAAGAGUUGUUCGACCUUUUCGGAAAAUUUGGCCCAAUUCGCCAGGUUCGACAGGGUAUCGCCAACAACACCAAGGGUACUGCCUUCGUUGUCUAUGAAGACGUAGCCGACGCCAAGCAAGCCUGCGACAAGCUCAACGGCUUCAAUUUCCAAAACCGAUACCUCGUUGGUGCGUCCGCCUCGCCACCCUUCCGUUUCACGGUUCAUUUUUUCGAUGACUGUGUUGGGCUUCUAUACCACCAGCCCGACAAGAUGGCCAAGUCAAAAGAGGACCUCGAAGCCCGUCGGGAAUCUUUAGCUCAGCUCAAGCAACAGCAUGGCAUCGAUUGA